AUGCACCAGCUCGUGCCCAGGAGUGCUCCCGCUGUCCAGCUGGACCUGCCAAAGCCAUCCAGCUUGGCGCCGCCCGCUUUCCCUGGCUUGGUGUCCUCCCUUCGUCCCAUCCGCCGGACCACCCUUCAACUCGCCGACGAGGCCGCGCUGCUGCGUCGGUUCACAUACAAGCACAAGAACCAGCACAAGGGACAGCGCUGGUGGAAACGAAUCGUCGAGGUAGACCGAGCGGCGAGCAGGGCCGUCGAGGAGUUGCAGGCGUGGUUGGGCGUCUGCUCCCUGAGUGCGGACAAGGACGACGCGGGCGUCUUGACCCGCGAGACUGUCUGUGACGGCUUGUUGCGGCUACCGAGGGUCAUGUUGCUCGUCGAGAAGAACGUUUCCGUGCUCCUCAACUGCGCAGGCAUCCUUGAGCAGCUUGUCGAGUCUCGAGCAUUCCUCGCCUUUGCGCUCGUUGUCGUAGCGCUGGCUGCGAGGCUGCAUUCGCUCUUCACGGUCCUCUUCGACGAGCUGGACAAGACGGCCAAGACGCUACAGGCCCUUGUCGAUUCGAACGGCCUCACGCCUGCUUUGAGGCCUCACAUUGGCGCCUUGCCUCGCACCCUCCGUCGCUUCCUCACGACCGCCGCCCGACCAGCAUUGCGUGCCGACUUCGACGAUGCGGCCUCGUCUGCGCCAUCUCCGGCAGGAACAGAUCGCAGCAACGGUACAGACGACGUCGGCGCGGUUGUCUCGCGCAGCAGCCUAGCCGCUCGCUCAACCGCCUCGUCCGCCAAGACACCUUUGACCGCCACUCCACCAGCAGUACCUAUCUCAUCUAGUGUUCCUCAGUCACUACACGUUCACAAACCUCAGGCGGCAAAGCGGAGCGCGAACCCGUCGCCUGCGCCAAGCGCGCCCUCGUCACGCUCAGCUACUCCGGCGUCGUCCUCGCUCCUCCGGUUCUCUCGACCACCCUCUCCCGAACCAGUCGUCCAGUCCGCCGAACCCGUGACAACCAAGCCAGAGAAGCGACCACGACAGGCGGAGGAGACGCUCGGAGGGAAGGGUUCGGCGAAAGAAGGGAAGGCGGUCAAGAAGAAGAAGAAGGUCAGGAAGGGCGGCGGGGACGAGAUUGAUGCGAUAUUCGGAUAG
Rhodotorula toruloides NP11 is the source of this 1134-nucleotide messenger RNA. RefSeq lists its product as uncharacterized. The record is from RefSeq and is a predicted model, not a curated record. Lineage: Eukaryota; Fungi; Basidiomycota; Microbotryomycetes; Sporidiobolales; Sporidiobolaceae. The transcript has 5 exons. Bases 1 to 1134 code for a protein of 377 amino acids.